AUGGACCCCAACUUCUUAAAGAACCUCGACUACUUCGCCGUCCCAAACAACCAAACAAAUAAUUCUGUGGAGCAACCCGCCGAAUCUUCGGCCGCAGGUGCUGCGAGAAAUGCUCCCGAUCCUUCUCUCUGGGAGACCCUAGGGGCCGACCAGAGCAACUCUGAAUCGACUUCCAAUGGUCCCUCCUCAAUGCCCUCUUUUGCUCAGGCCUCGCCUGUCAGCACGAAUUUCGGCAUGGGUGCUAUGCCUGCUCAAAUGUCCUUUGGACAAGGCCAGCCCAGGAAUGCUUUGCCGACACGCACAGCCCAGAAUGCUGGCCAGAGGCGGAGGGACGGUCACGAUCGAAAGCGGACCAAGGUGGAUUCCGAGGCUGCGGCACUAGAAUCAGUCGAUUACUGGAUCCAAUUCGACGACGACGAUGAGCAAAAGCUCGGCGGUAGCUUCGAGAUUGACUUUUCUAAGCGAAGACAUCCGACCCAACACUAUCCUAGACCACCGGCUGCGAAUCGUCUGAACCCCAUGUCAACAACCCCUGGCUUGGGCGCUGGACUGUACACAAACCCUGUAUUCAAGCCGGAGGACUUCAUGGACGACACUGCCCUUGACAACGCUCUCUCCGAUGAUGAAGAGCUUCUGGAGUCUAUGAACCUAGGCGAUCAGCUCGGCAAAAUAGAAUCGCAACCCCCUUCCGAGGUUCCGCCGCGAGAGGGCCUUUAUUCGACGCCCCUGAGUUGGGAGAAGCCAGCGCCCGGCCUGCGGAUGAACCCUCUAUUUGGCAUGGGCGGCAUGGGAGGCAUGGGCACGCCCAUGCUCGAUCCGGAGCAGCGACGUUUGCUGGCCAUUGCCCUCAAUACCGGUCGUUCAUCAACUAGUCUAGGCGCCGGAAUGGGUUUCGGGGUUGGCGCAGACCUGGGCCCCGAGUUUGCGAGUCUCGAGAAUUUCGAUGCCGGCAUGGCGACAGCAAGCAUGGAUGAACUCACGAGGGGCCCCGAACAGUCGGGUCUCCACAGUAAGGGGAAGGAAAAGGAGAGAGACAGUGCAGAGAAAGACUCGAAAAACCAACGGCCGCAAGUGUCUCGAACCACGACGGCUGCAACUGGGGCCUCUGAAAAGUCUAAAGACAAGGCCAAGGCUGGCGGCGACCGAACGGCACAUAACGACAUUGAGAGAAAGUACCGCACCAAUCUCAAGGACAAGAUCUCCGAGCUUCGCGACGCUGUACCAUCACUCAAGUCGAUACCCGAGGAGGGAGGCGAAGACGCCGAGGUGGACAGUCAGUCGCAACGCGGGCCCAAAGUCAGCAAGGGUACUGUCCUCACGAAAGCAACGGAGUAUAUCCAUUACCUUGAACGAAGAAACAAAGCCAUCAUGCGCGAGCAUCAGGAACUCGCCAGGCGCCUACAAGCCUUCGAACAACUGUUGAGCGCCACGGCGCGGCAACCCUUCCCAAUGCCGAAUUACAGCAGAACCUUGUUCGACCCGAGAGGCUUCUGUUAA
Molecule: messenger RNA, 1497 nt
Organism: Colletotrichum gloeosporioides
Lineage: Eukaryota; Fungi; Ascomycota; Sordariomycetes; Glomerellales; Glomerellaceae
Product: Sterol regulatory element-binding protein 1
Exons: 3
Coding region: 1-1497 (498 amino acids)
Molecular function (GO): protein dimerization activity
Source: RefSeq, a predicted model, not a curated record